Cottoperca gobio is the source of this 3972-nucleotide messenger RNA. RefSeq names its product zDHHC palmitoyltransferase 8b (gene zdhhc8b). The transcript has 11 exons. NCBI's taxonomy places the organism in Eukaryota, Metazoa, Chordata, Actinopteri, Perciformes, Bovichtidae. Gene Ontology annotation, molecular function: palmitoyltransferase activity. The record is from RefSeq and is a predicted model, not a curated record. The coding region runs from base 192 to 2480 and encodes 762 amino acids. Gene Ontology annotation, biological process: protein palmitoylation.
UUUCCAGGCUUUCAGUGAGCUCUCUGUGUAUUCCUGCCUCUAUUUCAGGAUCUAUGCGGCUUCAACGAUAGCAAAGACGGACCGGUUGUACCUUUAAUAGCCACAGAAAGGCCCAUCUAUUACACACUGGAUCUUUUUUCUACAUGCGACUCCAAUCGGAAUAAAUAAUUGAGGAAUGUGGAAAUUACAGAAUGCCCAACAGCGCUGGAAAGAGAUUUAAACCCACCAAAUACAUCCCAGUAUCCACUGCUGCCACACUCCUUGUGGGGUCCACCACUUUAUUCUUCGUUUUCACGUGCCCCUGGUUGACAAAGGUGAUCUCCCCCGCUGUGCCUCUCUACAAUGGCCUGGUCUUCCUCUUCGUCUUGGCCAACUUCAGCAUGGCAACCUUCAUGGACCCUGGCGUCUACCCCCGAGCGGAUGAGGACGAGGACAAGGACGAUGAUUUCCGAGCGCCACUCUACAAGAACGUGGAGAUCAAGGGCAUUCAGGUCCGGAUGAAGUGGUGCGCCACCUGUCACUUCUACAGGCCGCCUCGCUGCUCGCACUGCAGCGUCUGUGACAACUGUGUGGAGGACUUCGACCACCACUGUCCCUGGGUGAACAACUGCAUUGGACGGAGGAACUACCGCUACUUCUUCCUCUUCCUGCUGUCGUUGAGCAUCCACAUGGUGGGAGUUUUCUCCUUCGGCCUCAUCUUCGUCCACCACCACCGAGAGAGACUGGCAGCCCUGCACACCACUGUCACUCUGGUGGUGAUGUGCAUCGCAGGGCUCUUCUUUAUUCCAGUCGUGGGACUCACAGGUUUCCAUAUGGUGCUCGUUGCUCGAGGUCGAACAACCAACGAACAGGUGACGGGGAAGUUUCGUGGAGGAGUAAAUCCCUUCACCAGGGGUUGCUGUGGCAACGUGGAUUAUGUCUUAUGCAGUCCCCUAGCACCGAGGUACAUGUUGGACCCCAAGAAAAAGCUGCAUGUCAAAAUCCAGCCCCCGUUCAUCCGCCCUGACCUGUCAGAGAGGCAAAUCACCAUCAAGAUCAGCGACAACGGCAUCCACAGCACCAUCAUCAGCUCCAAGUCCAAAACCAGCCUUGACGGCCUGGACGAGAAAGAAACCCAGCCGCCGCUGCCGCCCAAAGCUGACCGGUACAACCAGCUGAAGGGUCAGCUGACCUCCGGCGAAGAUAGUUGUCUUUCUGGAAAGACACAUCCUUCCACUCCAGCCAUGUACAAGUUCAGGCCGUCCUUUGGCACCAUUCCUAAAGUCCACUACCACACUGCUGGAGAGAAGAUUGUGAUGCCAGAUGACCGGAAGACCUCGGCCAUCAUGGAAGAGAGUGUCCGUGGUCACGACUACCGAUCUGAGCCCAACUUGGACCUGCCUGAGUACACCAAUGCUCCGCUCCACCGCACCUUCCAGUCCUCUCCUCACCAGCUGGACUCUGACCCCCUGACCUCCCACUCUCUCAGCCUGAAGCAGGAUCAGCGGCGGCCGGAGAAGGGCCAGCUCCCGGCGCUGCAGCCGCAGACGCUCACCUCCACCCCGUAUAAGAGUGUCUUCUCGCCCAACACGCUCUCCAACCGUAAUGGCAGCUUGUCUUAUGACAGCCUGCUCAACCCCAGCAUCUCCCCAGCCACUGCCAGCGAGUGCAUGGCCCAUCGUGGUAUUCCCUCCACGGGGUUCCACUCGCCGUACCUGCCCACCAAAAUGUGCCACAUCCGGGAACCUGAAGUGCAGAGGCACCAGGUCACCUCCACCUACAGUCCAGUGAUGCAACCCAGGGGGAUGGGCAGGCAAUCCCCUCACCUACGGGAAAGGGACCCAUCCCCGGUGCGCUACGACAACCUCUCCCAGACCAUCAUGGCCUCCAUCCAGGAGCGAAAGGAGAUUGAAGAGAGGGAGAAGCGGCAGAUGCUGCACGGGCGCUCCCAGACCCAUAUCUAUGCCCAGGACUCUGGUAUGUUUGAUGGUGGUUAUGGCUUACCCCCCAAUGCUUGCUACCCAGAAGGGCCUCGCAGUACCGUCUCCAGAGGCCCAACACCCCCGGCCUAUGGAGGCUCCAGGGACAACCUGAUGGGGGUCGGGCUGGUGAGCUAUGGGCAACGAACCCCUGCGUUGCGCCAUGCCGGGUCCACGCUGGGCCGUGCCCCCAGGACUUCAUCCACCUCCCUGCACACAGAUCACAGUAGCAGCCAGAGCAGGGCCGCCUGCCCUGAGGGCCUCUAUCGUUCCCCCGCCCACCAGCCCCACUCCCCUGCUAUGCCCCGAUCCCCCUCCUACUCCCAUCAAAAACUCUCCUACAUCAGUGCCCUAGAGAGGACAGACUCACCUCGUCUGGGGGGCCCAAGAGAGGCCAUGAAAGUGAACGGGCAGAUGGACUGCCACCCCAGUGCCCAGGGUUCCACCCUCAGCCCGAGUCGCCACAGUAACGUCAAAAAGGUGACGGGUGUCGGAGGCACCACCUAUGAGAUAUCAGUGUGAGCAGGGACGCCGCAUCCACCUCCAACGACCACCCUGCUGCAAAGAGAUUCUCUCCUCUCUGUUAUUUUAGUGAAGUCUAGAGAACAGGGGCACAAAGCACUCCCUGUUUUUGGAGUUAUUGUCCAAUCAGAGGAUCUGCUCUGUCCGCCCUUGUCUGGUUCUGUCUAGCCAGAUGCCCGUGUGUGUUCGUACCAGAGGGAGUGUCAGUUGCAGAGGCUGUAUGUGUGAGGAGUGUCUUGUCGUUAACAUAAUGUUGGUUGUAAGAGUGGACCGUUAAUGUUAUUACCGUUCUCUCCCAGCUGUGUGGUCGUGAAGCGAAUGUUGUUCCGAACGUCACACACACUUUGCUCCAGCGAGCGCUGAAGGCCAAACUAAAAAAGAUCAUCGGACCUCUGUGAGAAAUCUAAUGUCCUUUCAGAGUCACCUCCAGAAGUCAAGGUGCUUCUCAUUCAUAUCAUCUGGAGUCGCACAGCUUUGAGAAGUGCCGGAGGACCGAUCAGCUCGAUCAGCUCGAUCAGCAAACAACUGCAUUUGCAACACGAGAAGAAGCUGGAAGAAGUGGUGAAAGUCCGACUGUGUCAUGUCUGGUGGUUGCGUUCUAGAUUCAUUGAGAAAAGCUUUCAACGUAAAACGAGCUUAAAUUCCUUCUUUGUCAAAAAGAAAAGUCUCAGGAUUGAAUGCAACCAGCAGAGAUGUUAACUCAUACAUCAUGAAUGGCUCCUUCGUCUCAUAUUAUCAGGGCUUGAGUUUAGCCCCCUUUAUUCCCUUCCUGAAGGUGCAGAACAUCGUCAUAGGUUUGUUGGUUUGCAGUGAAGUGAAGGUGACGCAGGGCAGAUACACUAAUGUUCUGAAGGAUCAGAGUACCUCACCCCGAGAGAAUGAGUCCAGCACAACCAAAACAACUCGUUUAUUUUGUGUGUUUAUAAUCCUAGGAAUGGAAAGGUGUCGAGAAACAAGCCAUUGUCCCAUGUAGUGAAAUGAUUACUGGUCGCCCAUUCAUUAUUUUGUAGUUUGUUUCAUUUUUAUAUAGCCAACCUUUCAAAAGCUGUGUUUGAUACAUAUUUUUUUAUACUAAUAACUAAGCCUUUACUUUACUUUGAGUUGUUUUUGUUGAUAAAUUAUAAAUUGAGUAAAUAAAUGGUCAUAAUGGGUCAAAUCCAAACAAAGGAAAUAUAGCUUGUUCUGCGUUGCCGUGUAAAAAGUAUGAUGCAAUGUAAUUACAAGGUGUGUGAUGUGAGGAAGGGGAAAUAUUAAAGUCACAUGACCCCCGAUGUGUGCUUGUACACAAGUCAAGGAUUUCAGUGCCAAAGUGGCCACACACCCCGUUAGCUUCUCAGAAAUGGUGAAUGGGUGACAUCACGAAGACUGUAAAUGUCAAAUCCAUCAGUUUGCAGCAGCUGUCUGGCACAGCUCCAGUAUCGCCUGCCACUCGGAGAUGCAACACAUUCUUUGUUUGCUGUUAAUUGAAGACCAUUAAAAUGAACUGAUGAUA